AUGGCGUCUCAUGGUGAGGAAUCCUUGUUCCUCGCGCUGACCACGGCGACUUCGCUCGCAUUCAUUCUCCUUGGCUCAUAUCGGCUGUGGAUUCUCCGCCAUGAGAAGACCAAGGUAGAGCCGAACUGGCUCGCCGUCUUGAAACCCGUUGCAGCGUUGGUUGCAUCCGCCGGCUUGGUCUGGCUGUCCAUCGCAGAGCACAAGCGUUCCAUUCGCCCGUCUGAUCUCAUCGUGCUCUAUCUGUUGCUCACUGUUGUCUUUGACACUUUCGCAUUGACGUAUCCCGGCUUCUCCGACGUUCGCAAUGGCGGCCGAAAUCAUGCGUUCCUGGUGGCCGAGGUUGCCUCUCGAGCUGCCAUCUUGGUUCUCGAGUCCCAGGAGAAGACAUCCAUCCUGAGAUCGGAAUACAGCAGGUCUUCUCCGGAAGAAACGACUGGAUUGAUCAGCUCUAUGCUUUUUGGGUGGCUUAUUGGGCUGCUGAGUCGAGGCAACCGAAGUAUCCUUCGUGGGAGCCAUCUGCCGCCUCUGGACAGUGAGCUGGAGGCAGAGGGCCUGCGACGGAAGAUUCUAAAGGCAUGGGAGCACAGAUUCUUGCUGCGGUGUCUGGCAGGCCCCUUCUUCGCUGCCACUUUGCCACGUUUGGGCCUGGUCAUAUUCAGAUGUGGCCAGCCCAUUCUUAUUGAACAGGCUGUUCGAUUUGUCCAAGGAUACACCAAGGGAGACGAUGCCAGCGAAGGAUAUUGGCUGGUCGUGGCGGCGGCCUUUGUCUACUUGGGCCAGACUUUCUCGCAUGCCAGAUAUUUCCACCUUACCAACAGGCUUGAACUGAUGACGCGUGCGUCCCUCACGACGUUAAUCUACAACAAGGCGUUGCACAUUGGCUCGCAUGCCGCCGAGACGGGCAAAGUGAUUACCAUCAUGAGCACCGACGUGGACGGCGCAGUCGAGGCGGGAAGGAUGGUCCACGAAGCCUGGGCAAAGCUGUUUGAGCUCGUCCUCGGCGUCGUUCUUCUGGUUCGCCAAGUGAAAUGGCUUGCUCCUCUACCCUUCAUCAUCAUCGUCUUUUGCUCGCAGGUGAGCCGCUAUGUUGCGAAAAACAUUCGGGUGCGACAAAAGGGCUGGAACAUGGCUACUCAGCGGCGGAUAUCCGUUCUGAGCUCGGUUCUUGGGUCGAUGAAGAGCGUCAAGGCUCUGGGUGUGUCGGGAGCAAUCAUGAACUAUGUCGAUCAGCUUCGGGAAGACGAGAUCAAGGCUUCAAAAAACGUUCGCUUCAUGAAUGCGGUUUACAACGCAAGCGCGAACGCGCUUGGGAUUUUUGCGCCUGUGGCCACCAUCGUGGUCUACGCUGCCGUUGCUCGUCUUCACGGCUCCCAGCUGAACGUCAGCACCGCCUUCACGACAGUUGCCAUCUUGGCACUCGUCACGGAGCCCGCAAACAUGAUCAUGACAAUCGUGCCCAAUGCCGUGGCAACCUCGGCCAACUUUGAGAGGAUCCAAGCGUAUCUGCUUGAGCCGCCGCGUACAGACAAACGCCGUGUGACAGCUCCUCCCUCAGAUGCGCCGAGAACCCAUUCGACAGGCGCUGCUGUGCGCCUCGACGGCGUGACUGUAGACUCUCCAACGACAAAGGAUACUCUUUUGCAUGAUGUCAACUUGGUGCUUCUUCGGGGAUCUGUAACGACAUGCUCCGGCCCCGUUGGAAGCGGCAAAUCAAUCCUUGCCAAGGUGAUACUGGGCGAGAUUCCGCCCUCUGAGGGCACCGUUACGGUUUCUUCCGUGUCUAUCGGGUACUGCGAUCAGCAGGCCUGGCUGCCAACAGGUACCGUUAAGCAGAUUGUAGGUGGCUUUUCAACGGUCGUUGAUAAGGAGAGAUAUGAUGCUGCUAUCACUGCUUGUUGUCUGGACCAUGAUUUGGCAGGUUUUCCCGAUGGCGACGAGACUGUUGUUGGCAGUCGGGGUAUCAACCUUUCAGGAGGUCAAAGGCAGAGACUGGCACUUGCGCGCUUGGUAUACUCCCUUCACGAUAUUGUGGUGCUGGACGAUCCUUUCAGUGGCUUGGAUGGCAAUACUGAGAACACCGUGGUUGAUAACCUGCUUGGGCCGAAUGGCUGGUUCAAAAAGAACAACACUGCCGUCUUUCUAGUCACGAAUUCUGCCCAGCAUUUCCACGUCGCAGACGAAAUCUUGGUCCUCGAAAAGGGUCGCAUUGCCACGCGAGGAUCGUGGGACGAGCUCAAAUCCUCCUUAUCCGAACUAACAAAGUUCACCUUUGCACAAGAAACGAAGAAGCCAGAGGCUGUUGCAAAGGCCGUGAAAGGAAAAGUGCAGGCAACGGCGGACGCCGAGGAAGAUUUAUAUCGAAAGACGGGAGACUUUUCGCUUUAUUCAUAUUAUCUCAAGUCCGCCGGCACCUUCAACGUGGUUAUGCUGCUUAUAUGCACGGCCUCGUACUCCUUUGGCAUGUUCUUCCCACAGUACCUGUUGAAGUGGUGGACGGAAGGGCCUCCGGAUAAGUCGUCUUAUUACAUGGCUGGCUAUAUCGCGCUGGCAGUUCUAGCUUGGGUGGCAACGAAUGGUAGCACAUGGAGUACAAACAUAAUGAUAGCCCCGAGAUCUGGCGCUUUGCUGCACAAGUCUCUUCUUCGAACUAUAUUUGGCGCACCACUUUUGUUCUUCACCACUACGGACAUUGGCGUCAUCCUGAACAGGUUCAGUCAGGAUAUAUCCUAUGUGGACAGGCAGCUUCCCUUUGCCCUGAUCACGGUUUCUACCCAAAUGUUCAAAAUGCUAUUUCAGCUCGUGCUCAUCCUCAAUAUCCAGAGAUGGCUAACUGUCUGCCUCCCCAUCUGCGUCGUUGCCGUUUAUCUCAUUCAGAGAAUCUACCUUCGGACGUCCCGCCAGCUGCGAGUCCUCGAACUAGAGUACCAGUCUUCACUAUACCAGUGGUUCCUGGAAACGGCAGAAGGCGUCGUCACGAUACGGUCUUUUGGCUGGUCCUCUGCAGCCGAGAAGAAGAACAUUGAGGCGCUCGACUGGGCCCUCCGACCGCGAUAUGCGCUCAUGUGCGUGCAGCGGUGGCUCAGUCUGAUACUCAACCUGAUCGUCAAUGGCAUUGCGAUUGGGCUGAUUGUUCUCGCUGUGAGAUGGAGAGGGACGACGACGGGAGGAGAUAUCGGUGCUGCGCUCAACCUCAUUUUGGCUGCGAAUGCGACGCUGGUGAGAUUGGUUGAGUCGUGGGCGUCCUUGGAGGUGUCCCUUGGUGCCAUUGCGCGACUUCGGAACGUGGAGAGGUAUACCCCCCAGGAGGAUCGACCGGAGGAGGACCUCGUGACGCAUGCCGGGUGGCCGACCAAGGGAGAAGUGCAAAUAGCCCAUCUCGAUGCGGGAUACAGCCCUGAGCAUCAGAUUCUGCACGACGUCAACAUCGACAUCAAGGCUGACCAGAAGCUCGUCCUAAUAGGUCGAACUGGCAGCGGGAAGAGCACGAUUGUUGCUGCUUUGCUGCGCUUGAUCGACAGCACUGGAGUGCUCAAGGUGGACGGGCAAGACCUGCUUCGUACUCCCAGGUCGGUUGUGCGGCAGAAAUGCUUCAUCACCAUCACCCAGGAACCGUUCUUUAUACCGCAAGCCACGCUGCGUUUCAACCUGGAUCCCCAUUCCGCUGUGUCGGAUGAAGUCCUCCAAGACGCCCUGGAAAGGGUCAACGUCUGGCCCUUGCUCUCGACCAAGAGUGACAGCACGGCAGCAGACGUCUUGAACAGCGAACUCUCUGCGUUGCCCGCCCUGUCAGUGGGACAGAGCCAGCUGCUCGCCUUGGCUCGUGCCAUCGUUCGUAAACAUGCCUUGGCUGCUGAAGCGGACUAUCCCGGGGCUGAUGCGCGCAAGCCGAUUCUUCUGCUGGAUGAGGCUACUUCGUCGCUGGACUCGGAAAUGGAGGAGUAUUUUUACACGAUUAUGGAGGGCGAGUUCAGACGGCAUGGAUAUACGGCUGUUAUUGUGGCGCAUAGGCUGCUUGCGGUUCUGGGCAGGUGGAGGCCCGGGCAUGAUAAGAUUGCUUGGGUUGAGGAUGGGAGGGUUCCCCUGGUAGGGGACUAUGAGGAGGUUAUCGAACAUUUGAGGAGCAAAUGA
Trichoderma citrinoviride is the source of this 4128-nucleotide messenger RNA. RefSeq lists its product as hypothetical. The coding region runs from base 1 to 4128 and encodes 1375 amino acids. Gene Ontology annotation, molecular function: ABC-type transporter activity; ATP hydrolysis activity; ATP binding. The record is from RefSeq and is a predicted model, not a curated record. NCBI's taxonomy places the organism in Eukaryota, Fungi, Ascomycota, Sordariomycetes, Hypocreales, Hypocreaceae. Gene Ontology annotation, cellular component: membrane. Gene Ontology annotation, biological process: transmembrane transport. The transcript has 15 exons.